Molecule: messenger RNA, 1997 nt
Organism: Phyllotreta striolata
Lineage: Eukaryota; Metazoa; Arthropoda; Insecta; Coleoptera; Chrysomelidae
Source: the annotation of a GenBank genome assembly
CAAAAACUCGCGUUAUAGAUUUUCCCUUAAACCGCUUCUGUAUAUUAUGAAAAACUCCUCCGAAUACCAGUUGAAUCAUUCUAAUCAGCCGUUUAUUUUUUUAAUGUCACAGUGCGGUACGAAAGCGUCGAAAAAAUUCGUUCCGUAUGUGCGGCCACGACGUUCAUUUAAAUAGGAAACCGUCCGGGACGACCCUAUGUUUCGACGUUUUCAUGAAGAAAUGCAAAGAAAAAGAGAAGAUCUGGUAUCAAGUGUUGACCAACGCCGUGGCUUGCCAAUCGGCAAUAACCAUCGGUUUACUGUCAUCGUGGAGUUCACCGUUCAUAGUAAAACUAACGAGCGACAAGGAAAAUUACGACAUAUCCGAAGAUGAGGCCUCCCUAUUCACCCUAAUACCCCCGUUAGCGAUGAUAAUAUCCUGCCCGUUCUUCUCGAAAUCCUGCGACCUGAUCGGCCGCAAGAGCACCCUAAUGCUCCUCAGCAUACCGCACAUACUGAGCUGGCUGUUCACCACCCUUUCAUCCAGCAUCUACGUCUUCUAUCUAUCGAGAUUCUUCGCCGGCGUCGGCCACGGCUGCUUCUUCGUCUCCCUGCCCCUCUACAUCGGCGAAGUCAGCACGCCGAAGGUGCGCGGCAUUUGGGGCAAUCUCCUCAACGUCCUCAACUAUGCGGGCGUGUUCCUGAUAAACCUGAUAGGCUCCAAGUAUUCGGUAAACGUGACCGCCUACCUCUGUUUACCGCUGCCCGUCGUGUACUUCGUAUCGGUCUAUUUCCUGCCCGAAUCGCCGUAUUGGUACAUCAUGCAGAACCGAUACGACGACGCGAAGAACGCGCUGCGCAAGCUGCGCCAAACCGACAACGUCGACGAGCUGUUCACGCAGCUGCGCGAAGAGAUCGUCAAGCGCACCGAGGAGACCAGCACCUGGAAGGACCUGCUGGUCAAGCACCUCAACAGGAGGGCCCUGCGGGCCGGCCUCUUCCUGCGCAUAUCCCAAUUGCUCGGCGGCGUGACCGUCUUCAACGUUUACAUCCAGUUCAUCUUCAAGCACUCCGGCACGGACGUCAGUCCGGAGGUGCCGGCGAUGAUCUACAGCGGGCUCUGUUGCAUAUUGAUAUUCGUAGCGGGUUUCAUCAUCGAGAACGUCGGCAAACGCAGGGCCUUCAUGGUGUCCAUAUUCUCCUGCGGCGUGGUCCUUCUCAGCGAAGCGGUCUACUUCUACAUAGCGCAGCACGUGCAAAGCGUAGACCUGUCGAACUACAAAUGGUACCCGCUGGCAGGGAUGCUGAUGUACGUGAUAUUCUGCUGCAACGGCAUCAUCCUCAUACCGUCGCUGAUGCUGUCCGAACUGUUCGCGCCGAACUUCCGAUCGAAGGGGCUCAGCGUGCUGGUGAUCGUCUUCGGCCUGAUGAUAUUCAUCUCGAACUUUCUCUUCUACGUGCUGGAAUCGAGGUUCGGGAUGUACGGGCCUUUUCUCAUAUUCGGCAUCAACAACGUGAUCGCGACGGCGGUGACGCCGUACGUCGUGCCGGAGACCAGCGGGAAGACGUUGGAGGAGAUACAGCUGUCGUUGGAGCGGACGAAGCCCAUUUGGUCCACGUUCAAGCACAAGUUGAGGAUCACGCACGUGUGAUAUGGUUUAUGUAUAAGCCUCUGGUUUAUUGCUAUAGGUGGUUUCUUAUUAUUAAACGGUAGCUUUAAUUGUGCUGUUACAUUUCCGCGCGGAAAAAUGGCUGGUUUAAAGGCGCCAUGUUGAUGGGGUUUUUGAACAAGAUGUCUUCUAAUGAUGGUUGAUUUUGGGGUAGUUCGGUGAAGAAGGAUUUGUAACGACACAAUUAGAUUAGAGAUUAAAAAGUUGAUUAAAUAGUAGAGUAAAUUUAGAAGAGAUUCUUAAAAAUGUUUUAAAUAGCGGGAAAGGUAAAAUUUUUAAUCUGUUUUUAUUCUGCAUUAAGUCAAAAAACAGUAAUUAAAAAUUUCUUUUACUUAAAAACAAUUUUAA